Messenger RNA from Plasmodium berghei ANKA, 951 nucleotides. Its product is annotated as mediator of RNA polymerase II transcription subunit 20, putative. Lineage: Eukaryota; Apicomplexa; Aconoidasida; Haemosporida; Plasmodiidae. The record is from RefSeq and is a predicted model, not a curated record. The transcript has a single exon. Bases 1 to 951 code for a protein of 316 amino acids.
AUGGAAAAGGUCGUUACUAUGAGAGAGAUAAUAACAAAUACUAGGAAGAUAAAAUUGCAUGAAAAUUUUUUAGAAGAUUGCAACCUAAAAGAUACAUUUUAUAACGCUUUAGAAUCCGUAAAUUGUGGAUAUAAUGAUUAUGUAAAUAUAAAAACAUGGCUUUUUGCUACUUCAGAAAAAUUAUUUUCCAACAACUCUGAAGAAUUGGCAUAUAUUGCAUGUGAUGCUUUAAAAGUACUUCUAUGUAAUAGCAAGUAUUUGCAUGUAAUUAUUUAUAAAUUGCUUAAAAAAAAUUUAGAAAAAUAUAUACUAAAGAUUAUGGGAAUAUGCUGUUUAACAGUUGCCUCAAGAAUGCAGCAAAUAAAUCAAACAACAUGUUUUAAAGAAAUAUUACAAUUACACAAUUUAAGUAACAUAAUAACUGAAUAUAAUAUAAGGCAAAUAGAGAUUGAUGUUUUUGUUUCCUUGGCUCAUUCAGGUUUUUGUUUUGAAAAAACAAUUACACCUGUUAAUGAACUGCAUGAAAUUAUGAAUUUUAUAGAAGAAUAUGAGCAGCUUUUUGAACCUGGAGAUUUUCUAAUAUUUAAAACCGCAAAUAACUUAAUGUUAAAAAUUAUUUAUUGUAUGGUACCAGUAUUUAAUAUGAACGUAUAUAAUUAUUCUAUUGUUAAUUAUGUAUUAAGAUUAUUUAUAACGGAUAAUGAAAAAUAUAUUUAUGCUUUUCAGAAAUUAAAAGAGCAUUACCAUGAUAAAGAAAUUAUUCAUAUAUCAAGUUUUCAAAAUCAUAUGUUUAAUAUUAUUAGCGCAUUCAAAAAUAUUUCGAUAUUUUCAGCAAAAGAUUAUAUCCUAAAAAAUCAAAAGGAUAUCGAAUUAUUUGAUAUUAUAAAUACAAAAAUUGAAAUACUUUGGAACAAUAAAGAAAAAGAAAAAACGGAAAGUAGAGACUCAUAG